GAAGAUCCCGCCUUGCUCCGCUGGGCCUAUGCCAGGACGCAGAACGUCUACCCUACCUUCCGCCCCACGCCCAAGACGUCCUUCCUAGGAGCCGUUUUCGCCAUAGGCCCUCUGCUCUUCUGGAUUGCUGUCUUCAAAGCUGAGAGGGAUUAUAAAGAGAAGCUUAUUCAAGAGGGUAAAUACAACCGACCAUUCAGUGUGUUUUAA
Tauraco erythrolophus (red-crested turaco) is the source of this 207-nucleotide messenger RNA. Lineage: Eukaryota; Metazoa; Chordata; Aves; Musophagiformes; Musophagidae. The record is from RefSeq and is a predicted model, not a curated record.